Molecule: messenger RNA, 1688 nt
Organism: Morone saxatilis (striped sea-bass)
Lineage: Eukaryota; Metazoa; Chordata; Actinopteri; Moronidae
Gene: nudcd3
Product: NudC domain containing 3
Exons: 5
Coding region: 178-1050 (290 amino acids)
Biological process (GO): protein folding
Cellular component (GO): cytoplasm
Source: RefSeq, a predicted model, not a curated record
GCACGGGUGGGGGGAAACCCGAGGCGCACGGAGAAAGAGAGAGAGAGAGAGAUCCACUUAUUUAUAAACUUGUUGUUGUUUAUCUCCCGCGGGGGUUGUUUGUUGUCGUCUCAAACUGUCGGUUGGGAGCCGUUAACGGUUCGCGGACACGGUGAGACGUUGAAAGGGGUCCGGGUCAUGGCGUCGCCGCUGGAGAUGACAGAGAUGUACGACAACGCUCUGCUGGGAAUCCUGCAGCACGUCGGGAACAUCCAGGACUUUCUGCGGGUCUACUUCGGGUUCUUGUACCGCAAGACGGACUUUUACCGGCUGCUGUCGAGUCCCAACGAGAAGAUGGGCUUCCCCCCCGGGGUGGCGGAGAAAAUGGUGUUUCAGACAUUUAAGCUGUUUGAGAAGAUGGCGGAUCACGACAGAGAGAGGCAGCUGAGCGAGCUGCAGAAGAGAGAGGAGAGUCGAAGCGUUCCUCCGGCAGUUCAGGAGCUGGAGAUCGCCGCCGAGCCUCCCGAGGGGGCGGAGGAGAAGAGCUCCAAUCCCCCCCCCCCCACAUACCACGAAUACCUCUCUGACUCCGGCUGUGUCUCACGCUUGUGUCCCGCUGGCCGUCCUCAGGUCAGAGUCAGUCUGCAGCCCAGCAGCAUGAAAGUGUGCGUGCUGGGAGCCGAGGAGACGACGCUGAUGGAGGGAGAGUUCACUCACAAGAUCAACACCGAAAACUCUCUGUGGAGUCUGGAGCCUGGAAGCUGCGUGGUCCUGUCGCUCAGCAAGACCUCGGAGGUUUGGUGGAACGCGGUGCUGAAGGGAGAGAAGGAGAUUGACAUAAACCAGAUCAACCGCGAGCGCUCCAUGGCGACGGUGGACGAGGAGGAGCACGCCGUCCUGGACAGACUGACCUUCGACUACCACCAGAAGCUGCAGGGAAAACCACAGAGUCACGAAAUGAAGGUGCACGACAUGCUGAAGAAGGGCUGGGACGCCGAGGGCUCACCGUUCAGAGGGCAGCAGUUCGACCCCUCCAUGUUCGACAUCCCACCCAGCGCGGUGCAGUUCUGAGGCAGCAGCCAGAACUCAGCCAAAGAACUGAACCCAGUUUAUUCACAGAACUGUCGGCAGGAAGGUUUUCCCUGCCGGUCUGUUGUGUUUGGAGCUUUUGUGACGAGGACAUCGUGUCACUAUAUCGAGCAUUUAUUUGAUGUUUUGGCAGAUUGAAAUCUGAUAAAUAUGUGUACUUUGUUAACUGUUUUGCUCUUUAUUUAAUAACUCUGCAGUGCCUAUAGGUUUGUCUGCCCGACAGAGGGAUUCUGUUAUUGUUUCUCAUAUUUGUGUUCAUUACAAAUGUCCCCGCAAAAAACUGUUUGGCAGAAACUGCAUUUUACCAAAUUUUUUAUCCAAAUGUAGCAUAAAUUUCCAGAAAAUCUGCAAAAGAAAAUGAGGAUUAAAGUGCGUUUGUGUCCAUUAUGUGAACAUUAGGAGUAAACAGCUGCACCGGGUUGCACCAGCGAUGUGUAAGUUCUCUCCUCAGCUUGCUUCAUUUGAAAUGUUACUGAUGGCCUGUUGUCAAAUGAAUAUUACGGUGGGAGGAAGACCGAAGUAAAGUGUGGUCAAAUUUCUGGAGACGCAGCAGAAACGACCCAUAAACACUGACCACUUAAUCACUGACCCCUGCAUCAAUAAAAAGUAAUAAAACUGCA